Penicillium longicatenatum is the source of this 1521-nucleotide messenger RNA. RefSeq lists its product as uncharacterized. The record is from RefSeq and is a predicted model, not a curated record. NCBI's taxonomy places the organism in Eukaryota, Fungi, Ascomycota, Eurotiomycetes, Eurotiales, Aspergillaceae. Gene Ontology annotation, biological process: transmembrane transport. Bases 1 to 1521 code for a protein of 506 amino acids. The transcript is spliced from 2 exons. Gene Ontology annotation, molecular function: transmembrane transporter activity.
AUGGUUAUACUCGAAGAUAUAGAGAGGAAUGAUGCGCCUGAGAAAUUGAGACAUACACCGUCUGGCCUCCUGCUAGUUCCACAACCCAGCAGUGACGCGGCAGAUCCGUUGAACUGGCCACUGCGCAAGAAAAUCGGUAUCUUGGGAUUGGUUUCAGUGUGUACUUGGAUCGGAAUUGCGCAGACUUUGGCCAACCAGUCGGGGUUUUUCGCGCAGGCGAAGGUUUACCACAAGGCUGUGAAUGAAUUAUCCUACUCGGCAUCGGCUGGGAUCGCCGGGCUGGCAACCGGUCCCUUCCUAUGGGCAAUCCUGGCCCAGCGGAUUGGGCGGAGCUCUUGUAUCUUCUGGGGUCUGCUUGGGAUGCUGGGAUGUAGUGUCUGGUCCGCGUGCAUGACUGGAGAGAAUGACUACAUCCCUUUUAUCAUCUCUCGCUGGGUCGGUGGGACGUUCGGCUCUGUCGCCUCGACUAUCGGAGCUGGUAUUGUUUUGGACCUCUUCUUCCUACAUCAGCGUGGAAAAGCAUUCGCUGUUUACGGCAUAUGUACCCUGUUCGGUGUCCAGUUUGGUCCGACAUUGAGUGGGUUCAUUGUCGAAUAUGCACCCUGGUCGGUCCAGUUCUGGUGGGGUGUUGGCGCCGAGGGAUUUCUUGCAAUUAUCGUGUUUCUAUUUCUAGAGGAGACUGGAUUCUCGCGUGAUGGAAAGGUAUACCCUCGUCUUCCUAAGGAGUGGUUCCCCAACCGAAUUGCUACUUUCUUGCCGGGGACUGCGACCGUUCCCCGGUCCAAGGAAGAUGGCCGACGAUCUGCAAAAACCUUACUCCUGGUCGCUGCUUGCCCAGUGACUAUCUUGACUAGUGCCGUUCUCUUCUUGGCCUUUGGAUGGGCUGUAGGCGUGGUGACACUGACUUCGGUGUUCCUGGGAUCCCCGAUCGAGGAGGGCGGCUAUUCAUUCUCUGCCCUCCAGGUCGCCUGUUUCACUUUUAUCCAGUGGCUGGGUGUAGCUGCCGCUGAGACAUGGGGCUUUUUUCUCAAUGAUCGCAUUCCAUUGUGGUUCACCCGUCGAUACUGCAACGGAGUCUGGAAGCCCGAGAAUCGGCUUUUCCCUCUGCUCUGUAUGCCAGCAAUUGUGCUUCCUAUCGCGCUAGGGCUGUUUGGUGCUGGCUUACAGUACCAUUUACAUUACAUGGUCUUGGGCCUGGCAAUCUUCUUGAUACAGCUCACCGAGGUCUCCCUUGUUCCAGUCAUAGUGAACUAUGGCGUGGAAUGCUUUACAGAUCACUCACAAGAAGUUUUCAGUAUCCUGAAUUUUUGGCGGCUGGCACUGGGUGUUGUUAUUCCUUUCUUCAUCCGCGAGUGGCAAGAUACUGUAGGUACGGCCUGGGUAUUUGGGAUGAUGGCGCUUUUCAGCGUCAUUGCAUUCUCCCUCGCCGGCCUGCUGGCCUGGAAGGGAGACAAGCUCCGUCGCUACUCAUUUACCAGUCUCCAAAAGUCCGAAGGUGGGGUGCAGUUGAUUCAUCACUAG